Elgaria multicarinata webbii is the source of this 2263-nucleotide messenger RNA. It is a transcript of the gene RRN3, whose product is annotated as RRN3 homolog, RNA polymerase I transcription factor. The transcript has 18 exons. Gene Ontology annotation, cellular component: nucleus. The record is from RefSeq and is a predicted model, not a curated record. Lineage: Eukaryota; Metazoa; Chordata; Lepidosauria; Squamata; Anguidae. Gene Ontology annotation, molecular function: RNA polymerase I core binding; RNA polymerase I general transcription initiation factor activity. Gene Ontology annotation, biological process: transcription initiation at RNA polymerase I promoter. Bases 175 to 1977 code for a protein of 600 amino acids.
UUUGUCAGUGCGUGAGCGCUGCGCACAUGAGGAGCAUGGCUGGGGGAGAGGUGGCGGAGGAGGAGGAGGCCGUGGUUGCAGGAGCACAGCCGUGGGAGCUGGACGGCAGGCGGGACCCUUGAAGCGGGGCAGCAGUUCGUGGAAAAGCCCAGCCCAGAAAGAAGAAUUUCUGACAUGCUGGCUGCGGAUGAAUUUCUGAUAUCGCCACCAAGGAAGACAGUCAGAUUUGGUGGUACACUGGAAGAGAUCUUGCUGAAAUACCAAAAGGGUGAGAUAACUGACUUCAGUUUGUUGAAGAAUCAGCUGUUGGAUCCAGACAUAAAAGAUGACCAGAUUAUUAACUGGCUUCGUGAAUUCCGGUCUUCAGUUACGCAAUUGACCAAGGAGUUUGAAUAUCUUGUCACAAUCGUGUUGAAGCUGCCAUGGCUGAGAAGAAGCCAAGCGGUGGUGGAAGAGUACUUGGCUUUCCUGAGUAACUUAAUGUCUGCACAGACAAUCUACCUCAGACCAUGUCUUGCAAUGAUUGUCUCCCACUUCGUACCACCUCGAAUAAUCAUACAAGAGAAUGGUGUGGACAUCUCUGACUCAGACGAUGAUGAAAAUGUUCCUGAGGGCUUCAACACCUGCCAUAGAGCAUUACAAACAAUUGUAAGAUACGUCCCUCUGACGCCACAAUUUCUCAUGCCAGUGCUCGUCAAAAGAUUUCCCUUCAUCAAUAAAUCAGAAAGGACUCUGCAAUGUUAUGUGCAUAACCUGCUACGGAUUACUGGAUACAUCCCAACACUGAGACAUGACAUUUUGGAGCUGGUUAUUGAAAGGCUAUUAAAGAUGGAUGUGAGUGCCCCCAGGAAAGAUAUCGAAGCUGCUGAAGUUGUAAGUGAGGAGACCUCCGAGGCAGGACUCUUUGACAUGGAUGAAGAUGGAGAAAAGCCAGAAAAGCGUGACAUGAUGGCUCAUCCCAUUGCAGAACGCCUGGACAUCCUGAUGAUUAUAUUGUUUUCAUAUGUUAAGGAUGUCUGCCAUGUUAAUGGGAAACUUGAUAUUGGCAAAACCAAGGACUUAUAUCGAGAUCUGGUGGCUAUAUUUGAUAAGCUAAUUUUGCCAACCCAUGGCUCGUGUCAUGUGCAGUACAUCAUGUUCUACCUCUGCAGCUUGAAAUUGGGGGUCGCAGAAGCGUUUGUGGAGCACCUUUGGAAAAAGCUUCAGAAUCCAAAUACUCCCGCCGUGAUCAGGCAGGCAGCCGCGAACUACGUCGGCAGCUUUUUGGCCCGGGCAAGGUUUAUUCCAGUUGUUACGGUGAAAGCCUGCCUGGACCUGCUGGUGAGCUGGCUGCACCUCUACAUCGACAACCAGGGCACAGGGGCGAAGGCUUUCUGCGACAUGACCCUUCAUCGUCCCUUCUAUGCCGCUUGCCAGACUGUGUUCUACGUGGUCAUCUUUCGCCACAAGCAAAUCUUGGACGGCAGCCUGAAGAAAGGCCUCGCGUUCCUGCAGAACUUAAACUUUGAGCGCAUCGUUAUGUGUCAGUUGAACCCCCUGAAUGUUUGCUUGCCUUCCAUUGUGAAUUAUUUUGCUGCCGUGACCAGGAAGUACCAGAUUGCAUUCUGUGACACCAUCAUCGAGAGGAACAGGAGGGAGGUUUUGCCGAUGGUCGUAAGCAGCUACGGGGGCGACUCCCUGGAGACUUGCACCAACCCCCUUGACACUUUUUUCCCGUUUGAUCCUUACAGCCUCAGAAGAUCCAAGGACAUAAUUGACCCUCUGUAUCAGUCCUGGGAAGAGGAAAGUGCUGAGGACCUCAGAGAGGCUACAGACAUCGCCAAGGAGAGCAAAAGUGAAGAGGAAGAUGACUUCUUGAAAGGUGAAACUCCUCAAAAUGACGGCCUGAUUGGUAUGCUGCCCGGCUCCUUUGACUCGGCUCUUCAGAGUCCAGAAACGCACAUAGGGUCACCGCCAGGGCCAUCUUCGCAGCUCUGACCUUCCGGGAUCAGCCGGACAAAGACUUUGGGAAAUCAUCAUUUUUAAGAAAGAGAAUUGGGGGGGGGGGGACACUUUCUAAACGGAGUAAAAAUGUGGGGGACAGGGACAAGGUGUGGGGAGCGUUCCUCUGUCUCACAGCGAUGAUUUGAUCAUCUUUUUUUUUACCGUACCUGAAAGAAUCUUUAGGGAGAAGACCUGCUAGCAUUCAGCAUCAUUUCCUUUUCAUUUCUGCGUCUUGGUUUGCAAGAGCUCAUCAUAUGUAUUAAAUAUUUCGUGACUACGA